This is a messenger RNA of Gongylonema pulchrum, 411 nucleotides long. NCBI's taxonomy places the organism in Eukaryota, Metazoa, Nematoda, Chromadorea, Rhabditida, Gongylonematidae. The record is from the annotation of a GenBank genome assembly.
AUGAGUCACAAUUGGACACAGCAAUCGGCUACGCCUGGAAGCGUCAAGCCGGUUUACGGAGCGCAGUAUCCUCCACUGACGCAGCAGAACGAACUCUGGAAUGGUGCAGGACGACUGGAGGAUGCGCACGAGCAGCAGCAGCAGCAGCAGCAACAGCAGCAGCAGCUGCAGCAGCACUCAAAUCCUGGAACCAAAUUUAAAAAUUAUGUGGAAAGCGUUUCGGAUGCAUGGGAGGUAUCGGUAACGCUGGAUGAGCGGGCUGCGUCAACGAGUGCUGCGAAAGUCCUGGAGCGACAUGCUGCUUCGGUUGCGCAAGAUUUGAUUAUGCCGCCGGUCAAUCCAAUUCCGUCCAGGAAUGGCAAAGUGCAGGCUAUGCAGCGUUUAGCAAUCCAAAAAGGUGACGUUAAUUAG